Molecule: messenger RNA, 1041 nt
Organism: Eutrema salsugineum
Lineage: Eukaryota; Viridiplantae; Streptophyta; Magnoliopsida; Brassicales; Brassicaceae
Product: GDSL esterase/lipase At5g63170
Exons: 5
Coding region: 1-1017 (338 amino acids)
Biological process (GO): lipid metabolic process
Cellular component (GO): extracellular region
Molecular function (GO): lipase activity
Source: RefSeq, a predicted model, not a curated record
AUGAAUACUCUAGUUUUUCAAACGAUAACAGUAUUAGUCUCCAUUAUAUCGAGUUCUGUGGCUCAAGCCGGAAAUAUACCAGCGGUUAUAGCAUUCGGAGAUUCGAUACUCGAUACAGGCAACAACAAUAAUCUUAGGACAUUAACUAAAGUUAAUUUCUUUCCGUAUGGAAGAGAUUUGGUAACUCGAAGAGCCACAGGAAGAUUUGGCAAUGGAAGAAUUCCUACAGAUUUGAUUGCCGAAGGUUUGGGAGUAAAGAACAUCGUACCAGCUUAUCGAAGUCCAUUCCUUCAACCCAACGAUAUCUUAACCGGUGUUAGUUUUGCUUCUGGUGGUUCCGGUUUAGAUCCAGUGACCUCGAGGAUUCAGGGAGUAAUUGGGGUGGCGGACCAAUUAAACGACUUCAAAGCAUACAUAGCAAAGCUAAAUAGCAUAACGGGAGAUGAAGAGAAAACGAGAUCAAUUAUCUCAAACGCAGUGUUUGUCAUUUCCGCUGGAAAUAACGAUAUUGCCAUCACGUUUUUCCAAACUCCAGCAAGAGUCACACGUUAUACCGUCUUCUCCUACACCGACUUGUUGAAUUCAUGGACUCAAUCAUUCAUUCAGGAGUUAUAUAAUUUGGGAGCGAGAAAAUUUGCGGUAAUGGGAACGUUACCGUUGGGAUGCCUACCAGGAUCAAGCAACCUUCUAGGAGGGAUGUGUCUAGAACCCGCAAACGCAGUCUCAAGACUAUUCAACCAGAAGCUAGCCAACUCUGUCAACAAUCUCAAUUCUAUGCUCCCUGGUUCUCGUUCCAUCUACCUCGACAUGUAUAAUCCUCUUCUUGACCUCGUCAAAAACCCUCUCCGAUAUGGAUUUACCUCACCGACUAGGCCUUGCUGCUGUGCUCCAGCGGCUCCGGUACCGUGCUUGGAUGCAUCUCGACAUGUGUUUUGGGACAUUGCGCACCCUUCCGAGAAAGCUUAUCAGACUAUUCUCCCUCACAUUAUCCAACAAAUCCAACAAAGCUUCGCUUGAUUUUGGGUGUCUUCGUCUUCCCUC